Molecule: messenger RNA, 711 nt
Organism: Cylas formicarius (sweet potato weevil)
Lineage: Eukaryota; Metazoa; Arthropoda; Insecta; Coleoptera; Brentidae
Gene: roh
Exons: 3
Coding region: 399-641 (80 amino acids)
Source: RefSeq, a predicted model, not a curated record
UAUGAGCGUUUAUCUUUUAUUUGUCGUUUGGUUUGGACGACUAGGUUAACAAAACUCAAAUUCACUUUGUCCAGCGGAGAGUUCUUCGAAGCAACUUUGCUCAUGGAUUAAUAUACCGUGCCAUCAAUUGGUCAAAUCGAAUGGAUAUGUGUCAAGGUUUAUGAUCUGUGACUCGUGGUCACUAUUCUUGGAAUCGUAGAAAUAGAGAUUCAGAAGAAAGAACAAAUUAUUAAACGUUUUGUAUUUUGUAAAUUUAACUUUCGUGUAUUAGUAAGUCGGUAAGUGUGUAUUAAAAUACUAUCUAAAUGUUUCCAUGUUUGUUCUGUCGGCCGUGUCGACCAUUAGAGGUUUGAUUAAUUGGUUUGGAUUGUGUAAAAUUAUUUAUUUAACCCUUCAACAUGUCUGAUAAGCCAGGACCAAUAAGCAGACCCAUGAAAUAUCCUUACACUUUUUCAGCUAAAAUUGCUCAAUUUCCAUGGAAAUUUUUUGCUAAACACAACUGGAUUGUCAGAUACUACGUUUUUGGGUUCCUUUCCGCUUUUCCAGUUUUUGUCGCUGUUGGUAGAUUAGCGAAUUCUCCCGAAAAUGUAGCAAAAUGGGCAGAAAUUCGUAGGAAGGAAGCAGAAGGGCACCAUCACUAAGAAAAAUCGGUUUUCUUUAUUAGUCUCUUUGUAUGUAACUGUAAACUAAAAAAUAUAUUAAUUUAAAAGC